Messenger RNA from Xenopus laevis (African clawed frog), 11488 nucleotides. It is a transcript of the gene impg2.L, whose product is annotated as interphotoreceptor matrix proteoglycan 2. NCBI's taxonomy places the organism in Eukaryota, Metazoa, Chordata, Amphibia, Anura, Pipidae. The record is from RefSeq and is a predicted model, not a curated record. The transcript has 20 exons. Bases 1836 to 7406 code for a protein of 1856 amino acids.
CCUUUUUUGAAUAGAGGCACCACAUUAGCAAUUCGCCAGUCUCUCGGCACUAUGCCAGAUUUGUGCGUCUGUCUGUUCUCCAUGGAUAUUAUUCUCUGUAUGUAUAUAUGUAAUUAAGCCACAUCUCUCUCUUCCUCUCUUGUAGUUUAUCCUCACUGUACCCUUGUACCAACCACUUCACUAAUUUACUUAUUCAGUUACAUUCAUAAAGCAUCUCUUUCUCAGUCAAUUAAUUUCACUACCUCGUCUUCUAUUUCUCUGCACCAGCCUUCUUCAAGUUUAUCUCCACUGUGUGCCCUUUCUCUGCCCAUCUAUUUGAAUCUGUUCUUCAUUUUCUUAUUGCACCUCAUUGCUUCUCUCAUUCCAAGCUCCCUUUCCCUUGUGGAAAAUAAUCAAGUAAGCACAGAUUAUUACACAAAUAUAAUUGGCUGUCAAAGACCUAUAAUUGUUAAACACUAGACUCCCACCUGUCAUCCUGAUGGUAGCCCUGACAAUAAUGUUAGUGAUAUCACAAGUAGUGGGAUUAAUAAAUGGGCCCGCAUAUUACCUGUUUUACUUGGUGCACACAGGUGUGACUUCAGUUGUCAAAUAAAGCUAAGGAUUUAACAACUGUGGGAGGACGACAGGUUGCCUAUUUCUGUUAUAUUUUGGUAUUUUUACUUAGGGUGCAUUUCAUCAUUUAUUAAUGAUGGUCUUAGGGUAACAAAGUAUUGUUGCAUAUGUAACAAACACCAGAGAGAGUCAUUUGUGUAAAAUAAUUUCUUUGAAAAUCAUGCGCUCAUAAUGCCAUUAUAACACAUGUGAUUUCAAGCUGCUAGGGACACCCAUUAACUAGCAGUAGGUCACAUUCUAAGUGCAAGAAUACUGCUACCAGAUGCCAUAAAUAGACGUUGCUUAAAGCACUGUAAUAUUGCCAGGCAUUAAGUUAAUCUUUUGUCUGAUUUCUGCUGCCUUCUAGUGCCCUUGCUCUUUAAAGUCAAGAUAUCAUUGCAAACAGGUGUUUUUGCAUCUGCCCAGUAGGGCAUAAGAGCUCAUUUACUAAUACACAAUGUCCUGCCACUUGUAGUGUCACAUGCAUUAUCAACAGGUUAGACAGGGGUUUUGCAGGGGCUGGAAUGUGGCUGGGGAGAUUGAGGCAUGGACAGACAGACCAAUAACUGGGGCCCAAAGAUGUAUAUUUCCAUUGCCAUUUCAUUUUACAACAUUCAUUGUCAUUGAAGAAAACCAGCAAUAUACCCAUUGAAAGUAUUGCUUGCCAUAAUUAUAAAAGCACAUGCGUUGUCAGACACCUAAUUUACACCAUUUCAUGGGGUGUGUGCCUAUCUCUUCUUUCUCACUUGAAUGGGAAACAUCUGAAAGGGGUCCCAAACAUUUAAAUAGCUACAGUUUGCCCAGUGUAGCCUGGGACAAUCAACAUUUCUAGCAUGCUUUAGCUCUUUGUGUUAAGUUUGAUAUGUUGUAAUUGGGAAUGUGGAGAGGCCUCUUUUGAAUAAUGCAGCUAUUAAGAGAACAAAUGGAGUAAACAAAAACAAUGGAUGUCCCAAUAACUGAUGCUUCCAUUCCGGAGGUGCUCUAUGCCCAACCUCUAAAUGGGCUGUCUCCUCACACCAUGACAAGCCUCGCUAAAGAGCUUAACUGCAUAGAUUAAACCUUAAAAAACUGUCUCCUGGUUCCCAUCUGUUACACAGAGCUGUCAUUUCUCCUCCUGUAUGGUGUCAAAACUAAAUGGGUAUUUUUGUCUGGUGUCUUAAGGAUUUGUACUUUGGUUUUUUUAUAACUCAUCUGAUUAAUCACAGACACUCAUACAUAUUUCUUACUCCAAUCAAUUUUAAAAAAUGGAACAACUUCUAUGGCAUCUCUUCUUGGGGUUCCUUUGCAUUGCAGUGAUGGACGGAGAGAAGCAAACUCUUGCAGAACUCAGCACAUCAAUGGAAAAUCUCUCACAAAAGGAAAUUACAGAGUUACUUGGGACAGAAGCUGGAAGUGGCUCAUUGCUUGAAGAACAAAAGUCCCCUUCAGCCAGUGCAGCACAUCAACUCUACAGAAGUUUCCUCAGGAGGAGAAAAAGAUCCAUUUUAUUUCCAAAUGGAGUCAAAGUAUGCCCAGAAGAAACCAUCGACCAGGCCCUGGCAAACCAUAUGAAAUUUUUUAAACUAAGGGUAUGCCAAGAAACGAUCUGGGAGGUGUUCAAGAUAUUCUGGGACCGUCUGCCCAAUCAAACAGAAUACCAACAAUGGAUGAAAUUAUGUGAAGAGGGCACGAUGACAGCAUUCGACAUUGGAGCCAAAUUUAGUAUGUCUCAAGAACAUCAUCAGUUAGUCACUAAGAAACUGUCAAUAACUAAACACGCAUCCAGUGGGUCAUGCAAUGGGUGGUCCUGUGGCUCAGAAGCGACACCAUUGCCUUCAGCACAUGAAACAACAGCAUUUCGAGAUGCAGCUGCCAAUGUGCCACUUUCAUAUGAAAUAUCAGUGGAAAUUGAUACCCCUACAGACUCAUUUGAGCUACUGCCUGAGGAAAAUAUGAACAAUGAAAUAAUCCUGAUGACAGAGAAGCCAUUAAUUCCAGUGGUAGAAAAGAUGGUAGAGAUGAGUAUCAUUCUUCCCACUGAAUCAUACAACACAGAACUAAGUGACAAAUUUUCUUCUGCACACCACAAGCUUUCAGAAAAUUUUAUUGAUCAAGUGCAAAAUAUGUUUGAAGUUCUGCCAGGAUACAAAACAAUGUUUGUUCAAGAAUUAAGUCCUUCCUUACUGGAUGACAGAAUUGCCGUGGAGGUGCGCUUUGCUGUGAUUUUUGACGGUGACUCAGAUGCUAUAAAUAAUGCUUCUAUGGACCUCAUUAACCUCCAUUUGAAUAAAGAUGAAAACAGUGCAUUUAAUGAAAUUGAAGACAAUCCUACAACAUCUUAUACAGGUGUUAGCUUUAAAAGUUACGUAGCAGAAAUGCUCCAUAAGUAUAUGUUACUUGGAAACCGUACCCUGGACUUCGUUCUUGAUUCACUUCAGCUGAUAAAAAUUGAAAAUGCUCCAUUAGAUAAUUUUAAUGAAUGGACAUCUAUAACGGAGGAGCCAACAUUUCCACUACCGUCAACUGCAGAUGUUAACAAUGCACUACAAGCUGAAUGGCUUCCAAAUGGCCAUUCAACAUUAAGGAAUAUUGUGCCUGCAGCACAAAAUAAUGAACAGCUGACUACAAAAAGUGAAGUUGAAGACAACAUUGCAAGCACAGUUGAAGACACAGACCUAAUUAUUGAUGGGUCUCCUGGUUUUGAAUAUAGUUUUACGACUCCAGCUGUUUCUCCUCUUUUUCAGGAAAAUGACAUCAUUACAUUGAUGGAAGCCAGAUUAACAACAGUUUCUAGUUUAAAUAUUGAGUUAGACAUUCAAGAAGAAUCUGGGGAUAAUGAAUUGCUUCUAUAUGAGCAGUCUACUUUAAAUAUAGUGGCUGAGCAAGUGCCAAAAAGUACACCAGCUUCUACCAAAACCAAUAUUUUACCAACCAUUUUGCCAACACUUGAGACCUCUUCAUCAGAUAAAGAAUCUAGUGUAGACAUUUUGACAUCCGCUAUAGCAGCUGAAGAGCCUGUAUUAAGUGAAUCUUCUUUUGUAAACCAAAUAAAGGAAACUGGAAGUACCAUCUUUACUCAUACUGAAAAUGAUGCCUUAGUGCUCUCAGUUGACACUUUCACAGAAGAGAGUAAAUUAGAAAAGAAUGAGUUAUUGAUAGAAGACCAUUUACUUCCAACUAGUUUACAGCCUGAACUUAUUAGUCAUUCUGAUGAGGGAUCAGGUUCAAAUUUUGUACCUUUUGUAAAGGUCAAUAAGACUGAUAAUAUACAUUGGACUAUAUCAACAGUGGAGCCUCACCAUUCUAUUAACCAAAUAUAUGAUACUAAUUAUAUAAUGGAGAUUCCAAAAAUGCCUGAUGAAAUUGACCCCUUUAAUGAACAGGCUAAUAGAAUGGAAAGCGUUUCAAAGCUGGUACCUGAGGAGUCAGAGCAGUCUGGUACCUACUCUUCAACAGAGGGGCUAGUAAAUCUACCAAAAAUGUCCACGACCGAAUCUGCUCCUGUAUUAUGGACAUUUGAAACUUUGACCAUUGAGCAAUCAUCAGAUAUGGAUAUAUAUGACUAUUCAUUCACUGAAUCAAAUAGUUUAAUGGAAUCAGCUAUGGAAUAUGCAACUGUAGAUACAUCAGAUGAAGAGAUUUCAUGGAUAACAACCAAUUCUCUACAAAAAGAAGAAUUAUCAUCAUUGAAAGACAUGUUUUCAGAAGUGGACACUGAUGUGACUCUUAGCUCCUCAUCUAAUGAAAUACAACCAUUAAAACCGCAGGUCCUUAGUCUUAGUACAUAUCCACCAAUCAGAGAAUUUAACACAGAACCUGAUAAAAACAAUGCAAUAUUAGAAGCUGGGAAUGAAGAGGAGACAGAUUUGACAACCAACCCAAUUUCUAAUGAAAUACAACCAUUAAACCAGCAGGUCCUUAGUCUUAUUACAUCUUCACCAAUCAGGGAACAUGAUUUACAUACAGAGAAUACUGUAUUAGCAAUAUCAUUAGAUGCUGGGAAUGGAGAUGUGCAGACAGACGUGACAGUCAGAUCUAUCUCUAUUGAAAUUCAGCCAGAAAACCUGCAGGUCUUUAGUCUUACUACAUCACAACCAAUCAGGGAAAAUGAAUUUCUGUUAACCACAGAACAUGCAAUAUUAGAAUCAUUAGAGACUGUCAGUGAACAAGUGCAGUCAGAAGUGAUAGCCAGCUCAAUCGCUAAUGAAAUACAGCCAUUAAACCAGCAGGUCCUUAGUCUUAUUACAUCUUUACCGAUCAAAGAGCAUGAUUCACACACAGAGCAUACAGUAUUAGCAAUAUCAUUAGAUGUUGGCAAUGGACAUGUGCCGUCAGAUGGGGCAGCCAGCUCAGUCUCUAAUGAAAUACAACCAGAAAACUUGCAGGUCCUUAGUCUUACUACAUCUCCACCAAUCAAAGAACAUGAUUUUCUGUUAACCACAGAACAUGGAAUGUUAUCAAAAUCAUUAGAUGCUGGCAAUGAAGAAGUGGGCACAGUGACAUUCAGCUCCAUCUCUAAUGAAAUACAAUCAUUAUACCCACAGGUCCUUAGUCAUACUACAUCACAACCAAUCAGGGAACAUGAAUUUAUGUUAACCACAGAACCAGCAAUAUUAGCAACAUCAUUAGAGGUUGCCAGUGAAGAAGUGCAAUCAGAUGUGACAGCCAGCUCCAUCUCUAAUGAAAUACAAUCAUUAUACCCGCAGGUCCUUAGUCAUAAUACAUCUACGCCAAUCACAGAACAUGAUUUCCUGUUAAACACAGAACAUGCAAUAUUAGGAACAUCACUAGAUGCUGACAAUAAAGAAGUAGAGACAGAUGUGAUAAUCAGCUCAAUCUCUAAUGAAACACAACCAUUAAACCCACAGAUCCUUAGUCUUACUACUUCUCCACCCAUCCGAGAACACAAUUCUUUGUUAAACAGAGAAAAUUCAAUGUUAGCAACAUCAUUAGAUGCUGGCAAUGAAGAUAUAGAGACAGAUGUGACAAUCCGCUCCACCACUAAUGAAAUACAACCAUUAAACUUGCAGGUUCUUACUACAUCUCCGCCAAUAAGAGACCAUGAGUCUCUGUUAAACAUAGGUCAUGAUAAAGAUAAUCUAAUAUUAGUGACAUCAUUAGAUGUUGGGAAUGAAGAAGUUGACAUAGAUGUGACAGUCAGCUCCACUUUUAAUGAAAUACAACCAUUAAACACACAGGGUUUUAGUCAUAGCACGACUCCACCAAUCAGAGAAGUUGGGUCUCCUUUUAACACAGAAAUCACAUCUCCACCAAUCAGAGAACAUAACUCUCUCACAGAAACUAAUAAAGAUAAUGCAAUAUUAAUCUCAUUGCCGGACGCUAGGAAUGAAGAACAUUCAUUAUUUACCAAUGAUCAGUCAAGUAUAACUGAUGAAAUCUUGAAUACAGUCCCAAACAUUAUUUCCAAUAAGACGACUACAUUCCUUGACAUUGACAGUACAUUCAAAGUAGAUAAUAUUCCCACUACUCAUAAAGAAGCUCUUGACAUAGAUUCAGUGACAGAGUAUAAACAUGUUUUUAGUGAUGCCUCAAUGGAACCAACGGAUACUCUGAGUUCUGCUGUUCUUUCAGUAAAAAAAGAGGAAGAAGUAACAGUGGAAGUUCAGAACAUAUCCUCAGAAUUAGAUAACUUAAGUACAGUUUAUUAUCACCCUGACAUGAGUCCAGAAGAAAGAAGCAUAGUGGCUAAAAACAUUCAUUCCACAGACCUCGCUGGUGUGAUUUUCUCCGAGAAGGGUGGAAAUGUUUCAGCUUCUGCAAGAGCACUUGUGGUGUUUUUCAGUCUUCGUGUCACCAACAUGAUAUUUUCAGAGGAUUUGUUUAACAAAAACUCUCCUGAAUAUAAAGCUCUGGAACAAAGAUUUAUAGAACUGUUGGUUCCAUAUCUCCAGUCCAAUCUAACUGGCUUUCAAAACCUUGAAAUUUUGAAUUUCCGUAAUGGCAGUAUCAUCGUAAACAGCAGAAUGAAGUUUGCAAAACCUGUUCCUCGAAAUGUGACCAAUGCAGUGUAUGUCAUUCUUGAAGACUUCUGUAACACUGCAUAUCAGACUAUGAAUUUGGCCAUUGACAAAUACUCACUGGAUGUUGAAUCAGGGGAUGUAGCUGAUCCAUGUAAAUUUCAAGCAUGCAAUGAGUUUUCUGAAUGUCUCAUAAACAAGUGGAGUGGGGAAGGAGAAUGUGUCUGUAACCCAGGAUAUGUCAGUGUGGAUGGCAUGCCUUGUCAGAGUUUAUGUGAUCUAGAAAUAGAGUUUUGCCAAAAUGAUGGCAAGUGUGAUAUUAUUCCUGGACAAGGUGCUAUUUGUAGGUGUAGAGUGGGAGAAAACUGGUGGUACAGAGGAGAACAUUGUGAAGAAUAUGUUUCAGAGCCUUUAGUGGUUGGUAUAGCCAUUGCAUCAGUAGCCGGCUUUCUCCUUGUAGCUUCUGCUGUCAUUUUCUUCUUGGCAAGGACACUCCGAGUUCAGAACUCAAAGGGUGAUCAUGAAGAAUCCUUUGGGAGACCAAAUGACAGCAUAUCAUCUAUUGAACAUCCUGUGAAAUACAAUCCCAUGUACGAGAGUGACAUUACGGGUUAUAGUCACUACUGUAAGAAAUAUCCCCAUUAUUCAUCGACCACAUCUACCAGUCCCGAGACCUCUGCAGACUUCAGCAGUGAAGAGAUCCGGCACAUCUAUGAACACAGCGAGCUCUCGAAAGAGGAAAUCCAGGAUCGAAUAAGAAUAAUUGAGCUUUAUGCAAAAGACAAACAAUUUGCUGAAUUUGUGAGGCAACACCAGAUGUCUGUGGACAAUGUCAGAAAAGCAAACCCUACAAGUUAAUAAUUCAGACAUUUCCAACAGCCAAGGAGGCUUUCAAGAUGGAAGAUGAAAGGAUCCCAACCCAUCACUCUUGCCAUUACAGUAGAGUAGAGAAGCUAUUACCUUACACUGUGUUAAAGUGAAGUGCAUAUGUUCAAUGUGUAUGAUGUUAGUAUGGCUGUAUUGAAGUGUAUAAGUUGAUAUGCGAUGAAUGCUACCUUACACAGACUGAAAAAAACAGCUUUAUAAAGUAAUGUUUCAAUGAUUGACAGAUGUAUGUUAUAUUUUACAAUAAUAUUAGGCUUCCUGGACUUUUUUUUUUGUAAAACAUAUGCAGCUGUACAUAAAAAUGGAUGAAACAAUGUUUUGUUUUGCUGUCAUAACUGGGAUAUGGCCAAAAGAGCUUUUCCUCAAGUGUGAAAGAAAAUCUAAUGUUGCAAGUAUAUUGUUGUUGCUAUAUAAAAUGUAAGUAGAAGAAGGUUUAUGAUAUACAAGAGUAAUGCUUUUAAAGGGGUCAUGUACAAUUUUUAACGUCAUCCAAGUGCACAACUGCACCUGCACUAUCUUUUCCAUCUCUGUGAAGAGAAAUCCUACUCACAAUCUGCAGGUUUAGAGCAGAGUAUUUACAUAGCUGGGGUACUUAGGUACUUGUAGGGGAUGAUGGUGUGGGUCAAAAAAUCUUGGUCCCAUCCCACAUUGCAGCCCCGUGUUGUAUUCGAGCUGUCAUAAAGGGUACUGGAUGUUGUGUUUCCCUGAUGUGAGGCUUGGGGGGACAGUUAGUGGCAGUAUAUAUCACAGUUUGAUACCCUCUGUCACUGUAAUAUGCCCAGCACACAUGCAGGGCUCCAGCACUCUACAUUAUAGGUCUAACCCAGUCACAGCCUGUAGCUCAGAGACAACUGGGCUGAGAUGUAUAACAGGGCUGCGCCAAAAUAUAAAACCAAUACAGAUAAACAUAUGAAGGGGUGCAUAAUAUAGCAUAACAUAAAAUUGUUUGUGGAUGAGUCUAGAGAAGAAUCAGGUGGUGCUUCAUAAAUUUACAAACUCCCUGUGAGAUUUAACAGGAUGAUCAGGAUAAAAAUGGGAUUAAAAUAAUCUGGCAAGGUGCAGACCCAUUCACAGUUCAAUGUGUCACUUCUCUGAAAUUUCCAGCCUUCCCCAUCAAUUUAAUCUUGCAGUUCUGUGGCUCCCCUUCACUUCCUGCUGUUCUAAUCAUUCGGGUGGUUGACCCUAAUGAAUGGAACAUUUGAAAGGUGGCUAUGCAUGGUGUAUGGUCCCUUGCACAACAAUAUCUGUCUGUUUGACUGCAGGUGGAUUAACGGUAUAACAUACAGGUUGACUCAUGUAUACCCAGCUUCUGUAAACCAGGUCUACUUUGGUAUUAAAUAGCUGUAUCUAUAGUAUAUAGGCAUAAAGAAUUUAGAGAAAUAGAAGUAUUUCUAGCAUAACUACUCAGUACAAUAAGAUUAUUUGGAUACUCACAUUUGGUACUUGUAUAUGACACCAAAGAGCACACAAAAUGACAUAUCCUUUACAAUCAAAAUAAUGUCCGUGUAUUCUAUAUAACUACUAAUUUAUUACAAUCGAUAAAAUGUUUGCAUUUUGGUGUUUUAAUAUCAUAUUUCAAUCUAAUCUACAACAAUUUACGAAGCUCUCCAGAAAUAUAAACUCAGUUUUUGCAGUUCCUAUUUAAUAAUCUUUUUAUUAAUUGUAUAGUUUUUGAGAAACUGAAUGACUUGUGUCCUCACUUUACAUAACAGUUUUAUUCUUAAUGCAGCCAAGUGACUUAUGCUAUCUGUAAGUGUCUGAAGUCAGGUUGAUAUACUGAGGAAGUCCCUGACUGACUACCUCAUCUUUACUUGUUUUUCCCAGGUGCAGCCAACUGGCUCUUGCUAUCUGUUGGUGACUCACAGCAUGACAGCUUGUACUUAGUUGGGAAAAUAAAAAAAUUUAAAGGUUCUGGGAGAACAUUAUUAAAACAUGACAUAUUGCAAGAUCUACAGGAAAAAAUUAAAACUACAGUUUAAUCAACUUAGUUUUUAUUACUUAAGAAUGUAUUACAUCCCCUAUGGCUAAUAUGGGGUAUUUUUUUGAGUAUCUGUGUAAAUUUAACUUUAAGGUGUGCCUUUUGUAUUUGUAAAACAAUAGGUGUUUCAUAGAGCUCAAAGGUACACUCACGUAACCACAGUUAUUUGCUAAGGAAAUUGCGUGGCAAAAUUCCUAAGAAAGCAAAUCUUUAAUAUCUCAUAGAAACCUAUUAAAUCUAAAAAUACUGUAUACUGCUUGCUUUUCCAUAGAGUAAAGAAGGAUUAUCUUCAAUUUCCCCGUUUACCCUUUUAUAGCUCAAGAAAUAACAAAAACCAUAGAUUUUGUUGUGAUUAAAACAAUGGACAUAAAGUAUGUUCAAUCCUAUUCGUUGAACCCAUGUUAAACAAGGGGGGUAUGCUGCUAGUUUAAAGGUACCACCCUGAUGAUAAUUUGUAUUCAUCUAUAUUAUGCAGUGGCGCAACUAGAGUGUGCCGGUCCCCCCUGCAAAAAAAACGUCAGCAGUGCACGGCGAACUCUGAUCCCCAUCCUCCCAACCCUCUCACCCACUUCCUGCCCUCCUCCUCCCACUCCCCAUCCUGCCUUCUCCCACCCCCCCUCCACUCAUUAUUGCUAAGCAAAGGUUGAUAUUAAUACCUGCUCUGGAGUUUCAUUAAAUAUUUUGUUGCAAAAUACGAUUUGUAAUUGCACAAUUUUAUUACAUACUCUGUAUGUUUGCAAAAGCCAUUUGGUCGCAAACCUUGCGAAGAAGUCGUUGAGGUCUGUAAUCGGUCAAAAAGGACAAAACAUGGUCGCUAACAUUCGCAGUGGUCUUUGCAAAUGUUUUUUUUGCUAACAAACAUAUCAUAUUCCCCCUAGUUCAGACUUAUAUAUUUAUUUGCACUGCAUGUUGUGUUUUCAUGUACACUUAGCUGGGGCCAGCAUGUAGCUAUAUGUAUCUUAGUGUAAUACCAUAUGUACAUUCUCUGCUAUUGAAAAAAAAGCACUGGCCUGGAAAGCUUGUCUUGUAAAAAAAAUAGUAAGCAAACAUUCAAAUGUUGUGAAUAAUAUAAAGUUAGUUUAUGGAAGCACUUGACUAAUGUCAUGACAUUUUAACUGACAAUACCAUGGAUCACUGAGAUCUCUUUGCUAAAAAUAGAAUCUAUGUGUUAAUGGUUGGAUUUGGAGAAGACUUGGUUGGUGCUUGAUGAAUGUACAUCUUCCCAGUGGGAUUUUGCAGGAUCAUAAGGAUAAACUGGAGUUAAAAUAAUCUGACAAGGUGUAGAUUCAUCCACAGCAAAUUUCCAUGCAGACCUUGCCCUAUGGUAUUUUCCAGCCAUUCCAAUUAAUAUCUUACCUAACCUUGAACAGAAAUCUGUUGUGUAGGAUAUUGUUCAUUGAAAUGGCCUGGUGAGCAUGAAUGGGGUAAGGGUGUUAACCUAAACCUUUGGUUUAUGGUCUAUGUAGCAUAUUUUUCUUUGCCUGAAUAAUUAUUGCAAGUGAUAAAUUUAAGCAUGUUCCUUCUUCAGUAAAACUAGUAGAAAUCCUGUCCAUGAAAUAUCCCUAUACAUCAAGCAAGAACCAAGUUUUAAUAAACUACUAAAAACUGCAGCCACAGUAUGUAAUUCAGUGUUCUACAGUGUUGCAAGGCACACAAACAUAGACAGAUAUGAUUUUUAAUUUUUUUUUACUCCUGAUAAAUUCUACCCACUUUUAAUAGGUGAGCAGAGUGAAAAGCUGUUACACUGAUUCUUAUAUAUAGUAUGGAUAUCGCAGCUGUUAUUGUUUAACCUCCUUAGCUCAGAAAGGAGCUAGAAAGCUCUCUGGCACCAAGAGCUAAACAUUUCUGUUUUUGUACUUCUUACUUUCUCACACUGUAUGCUCUAAAUGGGAAAGUUUGUGCCAAUGUAUUUUUCUGUUGUAGGCAUAAGCCAUAUUGAGCAGAAAUGAUAGCUGGCAUUUACAUUUAGCCAUAAGAUAUAUGGUAUUUAGUUAUGUUGUCGACUGUUACCCUAACUGUUAUGUUACAUACAUCUGUAUAGACUUUGCACAUUUUGAAAUAAAUAAUUUAAAAUCUC